CCCUCACAAACCUCAGCCCAACCUCGAUGCAUUCCCCUAUCUCGAGUAUCCCGACAACCACCCUACCAGCCCCUUUCAUAGCCCCCCUCACCUUCCCGACCAAGCCUUCUUCCCAGCCCCUUCCCCAGUUGCUCUAGCCCCUUUCUCCCUAAGGCAAAAAUUUCAUAUCUGUGAAAAAAUGAGAUCAGCGACGAAUUUGUUUAGUCCAAAGGCGGAUUUGUUCUGUCCCAAGGUGGUCGACAGAUUUGACCCAGUCACGAAACUAGUCGUGGACCACCUGAUUUUCUCCUGUUGCAUUGAUGAAGCUUGAAGACGAAGUUUCUGUUACCGCCAAAUUAGAAGCUCGUCAUCGAAUUUGUGCACAAGCUUGCUGCUAGUUUUGAUUCGGCGAGAGAAGGAGAAGAAUCCUUCGUCAGUGCGUUGCUCAAUGGUGGUUGUGGCGGCAUAGGUGUUGUGUGUUGGCUGGAGAUUGGAUGGCUUGGAGCAGGGAAGAAGAUAGAAGAUCUGUAGAUAUGUGUGAGGGAGGCAGAUGGAGCACACGUGCAAGCUGCGUAGAUUUUGAUCGGGGGAGAAACAUUGGUCACUGUUUUGUAAACUUUAAAAGAAAUCAUAUUUAUGUCUAUUAAAACCUUAUAGGUUAUAUUUAUGUCUAUUAAAACCUUAUAGAUUUUUGAGAUGGAUUUUUGUUAAAUUAAUAAAUUUUGUAUGUUAAUUAUUUUAAUAUUGUGUGCUCAUUAUUA
Molecule: messenger RNA, 740 nt
Organism: Cuscuta europaea
Lineage: Eukaryota; Viridiplantae; Streptophyta; Magnoliopsida; Solanales; Convolvulaceae
Source: the annotation of a GenBank genome assembly